Messenger RNA from Vitis riparia (riverbank grape), 1918 nucleotides. Its product is annotated as NAC domain-containing protein 62-like. The coding region runs from base 228 to 1763 and encodes 511 amino acids. The transcript has 8 exons. Gene Ontology annotation, biological process: regulation of DNA-templated transcription. NCBI's taxonomy places the organism in Eukaryota, Viridiplantae, Streptophyta, Magnoliopsida, Vitales, Vitaceae. Gene Ontology annotation, molecular function: DNA binding. The record is from RefSeq and is a predicted model, not a curated record.
CUUUGCCCGUUUCCAAGCUUCUUCCGCUGACUCCGACGACUCUCUCUCUCUCUGAAUAUAUAUGCACAGGCCCACAUAUCGGAAAGGGACGUAUUACCCUUGAGCUAAUUCUAAUGUUGUUUUGGGUAUUACAUUGAUAAUUUUUUCCAGUUCCACCCUUGAGUCUUCUUCAUCAUCCUCCAAGCACUAAGAGUAGAAGUGUUUGUUUAUUUUAUUGCCAAUUAAGUAUGUCAGUAGAUAUGAUAAACGAGAUUUUGAAACUUUUACCAGUGGGAUGCGGAUUUCGUCCCACCGAUGAAGAACUGGUUAAUCACUAUCUGAAGUUGAAGACACAGGGCAAGGAUUCCGAGGUACAGAUCAUCCCUGUGGUUGAUGUCUGCAAAUCGGAGCCUUGGGAAUUACCAGAUCUUUCACGGAUAAAAACAGCUGAUCCAGACUGGUUCUUCUUCAGUCCCGUUGAUCUCAAGUAUUCAAAUGGCAGUCACGUCAACAGGCAAACAGAGGCUGGCUACUGGAAACCCACCGGUCAGGAUCGUGAAAUCAAGUCUGGGACCAACAAAAUUGGUACCAAGAAAAGUUUGGUUUUCUACAAAGGCCGUGGUCGUGCUGCCCUUAGGACCAACUGGGUUAUCCACCAGUAUCGCGCAGACAUUGCUGGCCUUCCUGCCAAUAGGGCCUAUGUCCUGUGUCACUUAAUGAAAAAAACAGAUGAGAAUACGGGGCCUGAUGAGGCUGUUGCCGGUUCUGGAAAUGGCCUAGCCAACAACAUGACCUUAGGUGCUGGGCUGAGCCACCAUGCCAGCGAUAUUGUUUCUGAUAUUGGAAAUUAUCAAGUAGAGGAAAUGAUUUUAGACGGAGAUCCUGAGCUAGAAGGUUUAUUGCAUGAACCCACAAUUCAUCCUCUAGAUUAUGAUUUGUUCCAUCACACAGAGCAAGGACUUGAUUUGGAUCUCUCGUCUUCCAGUGGCUAUAACAAUAGUUGUGGAAGUAUGCAGUUUCAGGAUGAGGAUGAUGCAGAAUUCGUUGAUGGUCUUUUCAUUGAUCAGGACGGAUACCCUUAUGGAGGAUUAAGCGAUGAGAGGAGCUCAGCUGUUUAUGGUUCUAUUGGCAGGCUAUCAGCCCGCCCACAGAGCCCAUUGAAGGGAGCAUAUGUUAAGGGAUCAAGGAGUGCCACAUACACUGAAGUGCUCCAUGUUAAGCCUAGUCUAUCGCAGGAAGCUUCCAGUCGUGUGGUUUCCAGUUCAAAGGAAUGUAUGCAGUCACCAAUGGCUCAACAGCAGCAUUCCGCUUCAGGAUUAUUCAGCAUUAACCAGCAGAGGCUAGCCAACUCUGUAGCACAUGGGGUUGCUCCAAAGAGUGUCAAAUUGGAAGGAAAUGACUUAAAUAAUGAGAUUCUCCUAGCAAAGUUAGCUAAAUUGAGUGGCAGCAUGAUAAAAUCGGAAGAAAAUUCAGUCUCCAUUAAGGCCAAAGACAGGGCAGAAUAUGGUUCUGCUACUGAUCUGCUCCAAAGCAAAAACCCCAUCAGAGAGUCCAAGAAAGACUGCGAAGUUCCUGAAAAAGCAAAUCCAAAGCUGAGUUCAAUGACAAGAUUGAAUGAGCCAGUUGGAAGCACUCAAAAGGGUUCCUUCAAUUCCCCAGAGACAGCUUCUGCAAGCCAUGAACCUAGUUCCUCACCGGCUGAACUUGUCAAUUUUCUCACAGGCAUAAUAUUGUUUGUGAUUCUUAUUGUUGUCAUGGUGCUAGACUUCAUCGCAAAGGUUUGAAAGCCUUUGCACUCAGUGAUAAUAUCACAUUUCGAAACCCACCCCCUAGGUUACUUUCUGAUACACUUUCUUGUAGAAAAAGCAUAAAAACUCAUAUGCAAAGAGUAUAAAUUUACCCUUCAAAUUUGAAAAAUCUUAAGAAGCUUUGUCAAGUA